AUGUAUGAUGCGCUAGGACGAUUAUUGCGCAACUUCAGCGGCCAGCGCGCUUGCCCCGAUACUGCACCUCCCAAACCAAAGAGCUCGCCUACAGCCGCAUCGAUCACUUUCAGAUCGAUCACGCACAAAAAAGCUGCACAAAAAGCUGCACCAGCCAUGCUGCGCCACGCCCUGCACCGCGCGGCGCCGCGCCACGCCCUGCAGCGCGCGGCACCCGCAGCCGCCGCCGCGGCGAGGCGGACCUACCUCGCGCAACCGAAGCAGCGCUGGCACCUGGUCGACGCGGCGCAGGGCGUCAGCGUCGGGCGCCUCGCGGCGGCCAUCGCGCCCGUGCUCCGGGGAAAACAUAAGCCCGGGUUCGAGCCGCACCGGCACGAGCACGGCGAUAAUGUGGUCGUCGUGAACGCCGACCGGCUCGUCUUCACGGGGCGCAAGUGGAAGCAGAAAUUAUACAGGCACCACACGGGCUUCAUGGGCGGGCUAAAGGAGCGGACCGCGGCGGACCUGCAAAGGCGGAAGCCCGGCGAGGUGCUGCGGCGGGCCGUCCUCGGCAUGCUGCCGAAGAAUAAAUUAAGGACGAUCUUCAUCCGGCGGCUGUGGAUCUACCCCGGGCCGGAGCACCCGCACACGAACGUGGCCCCGUAGUGCGUCGCGGCGUCUUUUUUUCACGGCAGCCUCCGGUAUCUCCCGCGGCGACGAUGAACGUGUCGCCCCGGGUCAAAUGGCGAGGCGAGAGCACGGGGAAUCGCGCAUACAUAGUUGGCGCGGGCUCGCUUUUUUUUUUCCGUCCCGCGCCUGGACCGCGGCCCGACACGCAGGUCCUCCGCGGCGGCGGCGGCGUCGUCAGCUUAGUAAUUUGUGCUUUGGUAA
Messenger RNA from Pelagomonas calceolata, 870 nucleotides. The record is from the annotation of a GenBank genome assembly. NCBI's taxonomy places the organism in Eukaryota, Pelagophyceae, Pelagomonadales, Pelagomonadaceae.